Molecule: messenger RNA, 2349 nt
Organism: Caenorhabditis remanei
Lineage: Eukaryota; Metazoa; Nematoda; Chromadorea; Rhabditida; Rhabditidae
Exons: 10
Coding region: 1-2349 (782 amino acids)
Source: RefSeq, a predicted model, not a curated record
AUGAUGAAGCUCUCGAUUCUUCUAUUCAUUAUCACUAUUUCAUAUUGCUCAGCAAGUUUCUUAGGGGAUUUGAAAAAGAUAAUUAAGUAUCAUCAGUGUGACCCUCUCUGCACCUUCAACCACUCCUCAAUCUCUUCAAAAACCAUCCCAUUCUUCCCGAAAUGUGGAGAAGUGUGUGGACUACUCAUAUUCGAUGAGAACACGGAUGUAUCUGAAGCUCAGUUAAAAGAUGUAUUCAAAACUAUGUAUAAACUGAAUGGCGGUGUUCGAGUGGAGAAUUCCCACUUGACAAAUCUCUCGUUUUUUACAAUUGGUGUAGAGGAGAAGUAUUUCCAGUUUGAUUGUUUGACAUAUGGCCUAACCAUACAAAACAACUCAAAGCUAACCGAUGUUACUAUCCUAUGGAAAUUCCAGUAUUGGCUAGACCAUGACCAUCGGGAAUGUAAGAUGGAAAUUAAGGAUAACAUUAUGUUGGAUGCUGGGAAGCUAUGCUACUACGGUUAUUUUUAUAUUUCUAUUAAUAUGAAAGUCACAGGGAACCUUAAGGAUUGUGGAUGUCGUGGUGGUAACUUUACUACUGUAGCUGGCUGCGAUCUUAUCCUAUCUGGUCUAAAACUAAUCAAUAUCUCCGACACCUCGCCGCUAUCCAACAUCACCCAAAUCCGAGGAAACCUCCUAAUUCAACAUACCAAUUUCCAGAAUUUAUCGUUUUUCAAAAAUCUGGAAACGCUGAAAAUUAGCACACCGGGACUCCACGAGACUAUAGCCAUAGAUAUAAAAGAUAACCCACAAAUGACAAGAUUUGGAAUCCCGUUAUUGAAGGAGUUCCCAAACAUCUGGCAAGGCUAUCUAUUCAUGAAUCUGGAGAACUUACACCCGGAUUUCUGUCUAACAAUAGAAGAAAUGACACUGUUUCUAAAAUCUGAGGUGUUAUUUGUGAAUCUCCACGCUAAGUAUUGUGCCAACCCAGGAAAUAUUAACGGAGCCAAGUUAUGCAAGUUCUCUACUAUGAAAGCCCUAGAGAAGCACUGUAAUUAUAUUGUUGGUGACGUGAAAAUAGAAUCCGGUGAUGAGAAGCAUGUGGAGAAGCUGAGUGACGUCACAGUGAUAUUGGGGACGUUGGAGAUAACGAAUACGACUUUGAAGGAUUUGGAUUUUCUGGCAGGGUUGAGUUAUAUGGCAUCAAUGAGUGAAUCCGCACCUAUCAUACAACUAAUUUCCAAUAAGAACUUGAAGACUGCAUAUCUUCCGUCAAUGAAGAACAUCAUUACGAAGACGGAAAACUACGCGAUCAUCCACAACAACCACCCAUCUCUUAUUUACGAAGGCUUUGAGUUGUACCACUCAAUUUAUACCUCUUCUCCAGAAUAUUUUGGCGGGCGACUAGGUUGCCCGAGUGAUAAGAUAAGUUCUCUUGGCUGGAAGAUCUAUGAGACAUGUACCGUACUCAGUCGUGGGCUUAAUUUAGUUAAUGUCACGGUUCCCCCGGAGGACAUCAAUAGUUUGAACAAUAUUAAAACUAUAAUUGGACAAAUUGAAAUCGCUUAUACCGAUUUGGAAGACUUGUCAUUUUUGGAGAAUGUGAAGAAUAUUGAAGUUAUGGAUUAUCUAAAUUACGGGGAUAUUAUGAUCAAUAUUCAUCAUAACCCGAAUAUGAAGCGUCUUGGAUUGAGGUCUUUGAAAAAACUCUUCUCCAUCGUAACCUUCACCAUUAACCUCGAAAAGUUACACCCGGAUUUCUGCCUUACAAUUCAAGAGAUGAUAGUGUUCCUAGAUUUUCAAGUGGAUUUUUUGAAUAUUGACGCGAGAAUUUGUAAUAUGGAUUCCGAAACUAAAAACUCGAAAGCAGUGUGUCUAUUCAAGGAUAUGCUCAGUUUGGAGCCCAAAUGCAACUAUAUUAUUGGGGACUUGGUGAUAAGUCAAGGAGAUGAAGAUUAUACGGAACAAUUGAAAAGUGUCGCAAUUAUUUUCGGGUCUUUGGCUAUUCAAGAUACGGAUCUAGACAAUUUAGAGUUUCUAGAGAGGCUAAGGAAAAUUGCCAACUUUAAUGAGUCAAUUCCUAUUAUAAAAAUAGUCAAUAACAAAGAUCUGAAGAAUCUACAUCUUAAUUUUCCUAUUGUUCAAGGCACCAUCUCUAAAGGCUUCCCAAGAGCUAUAAUAGAAGGGGAUGAUACUUUUGAGACCACUAAAGACUGCAUGAUUUUUCAAUAUAAUACCAAGACUAAUGUGACGUAUAACGGAGGGAGUUGUAGUAAGAUUCAUGGUUUCAUUUUGCAUUCUGAAGUGCUGAAUUUUCAGGAGACAUCAAUGGAAUCUCCAAUGUUGAUCAUAGUCCCCUUGGUAAACUAA